This is a messenger RNA of Andrographis paniculata, 1183 nucleotides long. RefSeq lists its product as uncharacterized. The transcript is spliced from 5 exons. The record is from RefSeq and is a predicted model, not a curated record. The coding region runs from base 40 to 1002 and encodes 320 amino acids. NCBI's taxonomy places the organism in Eukaryota, Viridiplantae, Streptophyta, Magnoliopsida, Lamiales, Acanthaceae.
CUUAAUUAAUUUCAUCUCAAGGAUUCGAGUCGAACAACAAUGGUGAAUCUUGUAGCAGCCCAGAAACCUCUGGUCCACGCCCUCAUGAAAAUGGCUGGAAUUACUCAGCACGCCCUGGAAAUCGAACCAGGCACUGUAAUGACCAUUUGGGUCCCGUCGGAGACGAUCAAGAAGCCCAAGAAGUCCAACAAAACCACCUCCCCCUCCGACGCCGCCGCCGCCGCCGCCGGAACCACCAAGCCUACCAAGCCCGUCGUCGUCCUCAUCCACGGCUUCGCCGCCGAGGGCAUCGUCACCUGGCAAUUCCAGGUGGGUUCGCUGACGAAGAAGUACGCGGUGUACGUGCCGGACCUGGUGUUUUUCGGCGGGUCGACGACGGAGCGCGGCGAGAGGUCGCCGGAGUUCCAGGCGGAGUGCGUGGUGAAGGGGCUGCGGAAGCUGGGGGUGGAGAGGUGCACGGUGGUGGGGUUCAGCUACGGCGGGAUGGUGGCGUUCAAGAUGGCGGAGAAGCAGCCGGAGCUGGUGGCGGCGGUGGUGGUUUCGGGGUCGAUAUUGGCGAUGACGGACUCGAUAAGCAAGACGACGCUGUCGGAGCUGGGGUUCUCGUCGUCGUCGGAGCUUCUGCUGCCGACGUCGGUGGAGGGCUGUAAGGCGCUUCUCAAAGUCGCCUGCUACAAGAAGCUUUGGUUCCCCGAUCGGCUCCACAAGGACUUUCUCGAGGUGAUGUUCAAUAAUAGAAAGGAAAGGGGCGAGCUGCUGGAUGGCCUCCUUGUUAGCAACAAAGAACACACUCCCAUUCCCAACUUCUCUCAGAGAAUACAUCUUUUGUGGGGGGAGAAUGAUCAAAUAUUCAACCUUGAACUUGCUAAAAAUAUGAAAGAGGAGCUUGGAGACAAUGCAACGUUCGAGGGAAUUAAGAAAGCAGGUCACCUCGUCCAUCUCGAAAGGCCAUGUGUCUAUAACAGAUGCCUCAAACGAUUUCUUGCCACAUUACAUGGCUAAAAAACGAUUGUUACGAUUGAAUCAAUUGGAGAAAUUAUUUGUGAUUCUUUUCCACUAGAAGAUAUUUAUGUAUUGUAACACAUCGAAUCAAUAUCGAUGGUAUGGUAUUUUUCACAUAUAUAUAUAUCUAUGAAAUUGUUCGUAAUAAACUUUCAACUAAUAGAAUGACAUCUUCAAAUUU